This is a messenger RNA of Cladophialophora psammophila CBS 110553, 744 nucleotides long. RefSeq lists its product as uncharacterized. The record is from RefSeq and is a predicted model, not a curated record. Bases 1 to 744 code for a protein of 247 amino acids. NCBI's taxonomy places the organism in Eukaryota, Fungi, Ascomycota, Eurotiomycetes, Chaetothyriales, Herpotrichiellaceae. The transcript has 3 exons.
AUGACCGAUACUGGAGACCUAGUUUGGAGUGGACCCAUAGGACCAUCCUACAACGUCCGCGUGCAAGAUUACAACGGAGCUCCCGUCUUGGCCCACUUCUCCGGUGAAGGUACUGCUGGCGCCUCAGCUGUCGUUGGGCAUGGCUAUGGCGGCAUCACUGUACGGGACACGAGCUACAAUGUCAUCACUAGAGUUUGCCCGACGCUCAAUCAUUUCACGAUGGAAACGGGCGUCACUGCAGAAUGCCAUGCCGACGUGCACGAGUCUUUCAUCACGGCGCGAAACACUAUGCUAGUCACGGCAUACAACACUACCCGUGCCGACUUGACAAGCGUAGGAGGACCCAAGGACGGCUGGAUCCUGGACUCUAUGGCGGUUGAGCUGAACAUUACCACUGGGCACGCACUGGGGAUGUACUUUUCCAGUCGAGUCCACUCGCCCAUUUGCCGCUUAAUAAGAACCAUUUCUCACUGGCUGGGAUCGGUGCCGGGCAAGGUCAUAAUCAAAGUUCGCCAUUAUUGGAGCACUUUCCUUGUCAACCCGCAGGGGAAGAUCCUGUGGGAGAUUAACGGCUUGGACGGAGGUGACUUCGGAAAGCUGCCUGAAGGGGCAGCGUUUUCGUGGCAACACUUUGCCCGUAUCCAGUCGAUCAGCUCGACCCAAGCUGUGAUCUCGUGGUUCGGAAACAACAACUACCUCCCUGAUCUCGGCAACAUGAAGCCCACCACGGGCGUGACAUUGUAG